AUGUACAAAACAGAGGAAGCUGAGCUGUCAUUAAUGGCGUAUCAAAUGGAACAACAGUCGUUUAAACCCACACCGAGGAUGUCAAGAAACUCAAAUCCUUAUCACAUAAAAAGGCCGAUGAACGCAUUCAUGGUGUGGUCGAGGCUGCAGAGGAAGAAGAUAUCAAUGAUGAAUCCGAAGCUGCACAACUCAGAAAUAUCUAAACGCCUGGGCCUCGAGUGGAAGAGCUUGGACGAGACCGAGAAGAGACCAUUCAUAGACGAGGCGAAGAGAUUAAGGCUAAAGCAUAUGCAUGACCACCCCGACUACAAGUAUCGUCCACGGCGCAAGAACAGAUUAGAAACGCAUUUUGUCACACCCAAUGUGUACACGAGGGACGCUUUCAUAGAAGUAGAGCCACGAGCAGACGCCUCCUACCAAAUUCCAAUCAACUACACCGACCAUCAGUUUGUUUAUAACAAUAUGAUUAGUUACCAGAUUCCUGCGAUCUCACAGACGUCCUUCCCGAGCGCAAUAAGACAAAAGGAGGAGGCGUUGCCAAGUUUGGAUUUGAGGCCUCUGCCAUCUAUUGAAAGUAUAUCGCCGCGGCCCUUCGUCGUGAACCAGCAGAUGAUGGUGAAGGCAUACCAGGAUUUGCAUUACGCACCCACCGACGUCACCCGAAUCUCGUACCACUAUCCGUUUGGUGUGCAG
This is a messenger RNA of Iphiclides podalirius (scarce swallowtail), 693 nucleotides long. The record is from the annotation of a GenBank genome assembly. NCBI's taxonomy places the organism in Eukaryota, Metazoa, Arthropoda, Insecta, Lepidoptera, Papilionidae.